Molecule: messenger RNA, 2893 nt
Organism: Nematolebias whitei (Rio pearlfish)
Lineage: Eukaryota; Metazoa; Chordata; Actinopteri; Cyprinodontiformes; Rivulidae
Gene: exd3
Product: exonuclease 3'-5' domain containing 3
Exons: 21
Coding region: 93-2777 (894 amino acids)
Biological process (GO): nucleobase-containing compound metabolic process
Molecular function (GO): 3'-5' exonuclease activity; nucleic acid binding
Source: RefSeq, a predicted model, not a curated record
GGAAACUUAAAAGCUAGGAAAUCUCACGACAACAAGCUAACCGAGAUAAAUAAGUUCACGAGUAACAGCAUCACGCCAUCCAUUGGGCAGAAAUGAACCAUAAUAUUCAAGAAGAACUGGGUCUUGACCCUGCCUUGCUGAGAGACCAGCUCUUUCAACUAUGGAACCAGAAGGAUCUGCAGAUGCUCCGUCUGACUGCCGUUCAGGGAUUUUCAAAGCUGUCUGAGCCUCUCGAAGCCUUGCUAACAAUCUUGGAGUGCUGUCCAGGCAAACAGAUCGGUCGGAGCCACACCCUGGGCUAUCAAAUUCUCAUGGAAUUCCAGACAUGGAUAAAGGAACAUCCUCAGGUAAACCUGAGUUCACUCUCUGAACAUCAAGCAUUGGCGCUCCAGCGACGGGCUCUUGGUUUACUAACAGACACUCAGCCCAUCUUUGUGGACAGUCUCGUUACCAUCUACCAGCUCAAGUCCGUGGACACGUCCAUAUUACGUUUGCAUAUUGUCCGACUGCAGGCUCUCAACUGUUAUAAAGAAGCCACAGUCCUCAGCAUAAAGUUGGAAUUGCAAAAUGAACUAAACAUGGAAGAGAUGGUUGUACCACUGAUCUUGCAGGAUAAGUUGUCAUUAGCAGAGUCUUUUGUCAGAGACCACAAACAGCUAGAACAACAACUCGUCACACUAUUAGAUUCUUGGUGCCACCCCGACUUCAUCGUUGAAGACAUAAGGAAACAGUUUCCUCGAAUCUCUCUGUCCAGAAACUACACAGCCCAGAUCCAGCCCAAAAUGCUCACAAAACAUGUUGUACGACUCAUAGAGAAGUUUGAAAUUGACCCAAGACUGUGUCCCAAUGCUCUGCAUAAAAGAAGACUGGACGCCUUACGUUUCCUCAUGUAUAAGACAUUUGUGGAAAAAGGCAUGAAGGAGGAAAUCUGGACUGAUCACAUGCAGUAUGUAGUGGGAAAUGACUCCCAGUUGCAGGUCCAUUUGGUAGAGAUGUUGACAAAGUACUGUGGUCUUCAGAAAGCCGCUCAGUGGUCGCUCAAAUAUAACAUUCCCAGAAAUCAACUUCCUAUAGGAGUAUGGGAAAAGCAACAAAGCCUACCACCUGAUCUACAACAGAAAGGUUCGACUGAUUCUGUACAAAAUGAAGAGUGGGUGCCGUCUCAGUCUCAUUGCCAGAAGUUCUACCAGGUGCCUCUCACCAAAGAAAAGGUUCUCUUCGUGGACACGCUAGAAGCUCUCCACCAAUGUCGAACCAUUAUCCUAAAGGGAAGUAGUGUUGUAGGAGUUGACAUGGAGUGGCAGCCAACAUUUGGCGGUAUCUCUGCUCAGAAAGUAGCUCUCAUACAGCUUGCAGUUCAUGACCAAGUUUUCCUAUUAGACCUGUCUGUAGCAGAAUUCUGUCAACACCUGGACCUAAUUGAGUUCAUCAGGGUCUUGUUUUUUGACCAAAAUAUUCUUAAAUUAGGCUAUGGUAUGGCUGGGGAUCUAAAGUGUCUUUCUGCCACCUGGCCUCAGUUAUCAGUGGACCCACUGAAGAUGAAGGGGCUGCUUGAUUUUCUUAACGUACACCAAACGAUUCAGCGUGGUAAGGUUAACGUGGCUCAAAAUGGCCCUAAAGAAGUACUAGUAGGGGAGGAUUGUGCAGAAAAGGGCCUCAGUCUGCUGGUACAACAGGUCCUGGGAAGGCCCCUGGACAAGACAGAGCAGAUGUCCAACUGGGAGAAGCGUCCACUACGCAUUAGCCAAAUUAGAUAUGCAGCGGCAGAUGCCUACUGUUUGCUGGAUGUGUACUCGGUUCUCUCCAGUAACCCUGCUUGCUUCGGGCUGCCAGCUGACCUUCACAGCAUCUCUUCAAAACAGUCAAAAACCAUUAAGGACAAGAAGCAGAAGGAAAAACAGGGCAAGAAGACUAAGCAGACACUUGGCAAAGAGGAAUGUCAGGGGGCUCAAAAGGUCAGUCCCCCUCGUUCUGACACAGAGAAAGGCCUCCUGUGUGGCGAGAUGCCCUCCGAAGCUUCCCUGCCUCUACCCCCCCAGCAGUUGCGGGUGGUUUGUGACAACAUGCUGCAAGGACUCGGAAGGUAUCUGCGCUGUUUGGGGGUUGACGUGGUCAUGUUGGAGAACACGGAUGAUCACAGAGUUGCAGCAAAGUUGGCACAAUCUGAAGGACGUGUCAUCCUCACAUGUGGACAGCCAUAUCAAACUUUGCGCUCCCAGGUGGGUGAGGGUCACUGCCUGUCCUUGGACUGUUCAGAAAAAGCCAGAGACCAGGCUGUUCGGGUCCUCAGACACUUCAACGUUCAGCCUACACCCAACGACAUAUUCAGCCGCUGUCAGGCGUGUAACAGCGAUCAGUACGUGGCGAUUCCUCGAGCAGACAUGGUCGGGAUGCUUAAAGAGAAAGGGUAUUUGCAGGACAACGUUGACCGCACUCCUGAGAAACCCUGUCGACAGGAAGAGCAGCAGCUCGAUGACACCCCGACCCCCGGCGUGACCCCUGAACCCCCCAGGUAUGCCACUCAGUGUCGCUGGGCCUCCCUUUCAGAACUGGACCGCAACACCCUGACCUUUCCCGAGGGGUCGCCCAUCCAGCUGCACACCGUGCCCCCCACCCUGCUGCAGAGGAUACCGCUGUUCUACGUCUGCACCAGAUGUGGCAAGGUGUUCUGGGAAGGUUCGCACUUCAGCCGCGUCCUUUCCUUGUUUCAGGAGGUUUUACACAUAACGGAUGAGGACAAAGCCUCGGCUGCAGAGGUCUUUCCACACAACGACUGACUGACGCGGAGCUGCUCAAGUUUUUUGCACAACAGUCAGAAAAAUAUGUUUAAUUUGCAACACACCAAGUUAAAAUGAACAGAAAGGUAUUACUGUUUUAGUUAGUGGUAACAAAU